Messenger RNA from Olea europaea var. sylvestris, 566 nucleotides. RefSeq names its product cell number regulator 2-like. The annotation marks the transcript as partial. Lineage: Eukaryota; Viridiplantae; Streptophyta; Magnoliopsida; Lamiales; Oleaceae. The record is from RefSeq and is a predicted model, not a curated record. The transcript is spliced from 3 exons.
AUAAAGUUCUUAGGUAAUUUUGGACCUGUUUGUCUAAUAACCGAAUUUGCAGGUUGUAUAACAUGUUGGUGUCCGUGCAUAACAUUCGGUCAGAUUGCUGAGAUUGUAGACAAAGGAUCUACUUCCUGUGGAGUAGGUGGAGUACUUUACACUCUUAUAGCCCUUACGGGAUGUGCGUGCUUAUAUUCUUGCUUCUAUCGUUCAAAGAUGAGAAGGCAAUACAUGCUGCCGGAGACUCCAUGUGCAGAUUGUUGUGUUCAUUUUUGUUGUGAAUGUUGUGCCUUGUGCCAAGAGCAUCGUGAGCUUAAAAAUCGCGGAUUUGAUAUGUCUAUUGGAUGGCAAGGAAAUGUCGAGAGGCAGAAUCCUGGAAUUACAACGGCACCAAACAUUCAUGGAGGAAUGAGUCGAUAGGUGGUUGGAUUCUGCUAUCCAAUUGUAGGCGGUGGCCAUUAUAUUUGAUGAGACAAAUAUUUUUCUUCUUUCUUGUGGCAUGGGGUGUGAAUUAGGUAAUGCUUAUAGUUGUUUCCUCUCUAAGUAAUUUAUGUAAUUAAGGUCAAAUUCCAUGA